Thalassophryne amazonica is the source of this 1319-nucleotide messenger RNA. RefSeq names its product G protein-coupled receptor 182 (gene ackr5). Gene Ontology annotation, cellular component: membrane. Bases 178 to 1269 code for a protein of 363 amino acids. Lineage: Eukaryota; Metazoa; Chordata; Actinopteri; Batrachoidiformes; Batrachoididae. Gene Ontology annotation, molecular function: G protein-coupled receptor activity. Gene Ontology annotation, biological process: G protein-coupled receptor signaling pathway. The transcript is spliced from 2 exons. The record is from RefSeq and is a predicted model, not a curated record.
UGUUCAAUCUGUGUGUUAAUGAGACAAAUGGGAGGGUAGACACCACGGCCGGCCGCUGCCUGACAUUGCUCCCAACAUCAGAGCAGGAAGGAUUCGCCGUGCGUCUGCAGAAAGCUCCAGAAGACGAGGACGCCGUAAGGACCAGCCCUCUUCAUCAUCACACACCACCACCAGAUCAUGAGCACUCACGAGCACGACAACCACUCUUUUUACAUCAAUGGAACGCCGUGGUUCAUCUUCGAGUGCACCUUAAACCUCGACACAAAGUACCGCCGUGUCGCUCUCUUCCUGCUCUACCUGCUAAUCUUCAUGGUGGGCCUGCUUGAGAACUUGCUGGUGGUCUGGGUAAACUGGCGCAGACGCCACUCGGCCAACGGGGUUCUGUUCUGCAUCCUCAACAUGACCCUGUCGGACCUGAUGGUGAUUGUAGUCAUGCCGUUCUUCAUGAUGGAGGUCAGCCUGGACAAGGUUUGGCUGUGGGGCCGUUUUCUCUGCAAGGUCACACACCUCGUCUACGUGGUCAAUGUCUACAGCAGCUCCUUCUUCCUGGCCUUCAUGACCCUGGAGCGCUACCUGUCCCUGACAAGACCUUCAUCUCCCGCCUGCUUCCCCGUGUUGGGCCGGAGACGCUGGGUGCUCUGCGGCGGCUUAUGGCUGCUCUCAUUGUUCCUGGCACUGAUGGAGAAUGUUCAUGUGGAUUUGCUGGAGUGGGAGGAGCCAGGCUGCUACAUGCUGCCCGAGGACAACUUCAUUGAAUGGUUUGUGUCGGUGGGUUUCCUUUGCUUGAUCUUCCAGUUUGUGGGGCCUGCUUCCGUCAUCAUCACCUGUAACGUGCUGAUCGCUCGGGCAGUGAAGACAACACCGGAUGUGCAGGGCCAGCGAGAGGUGUGGCUGGUGCACGUGUACUCAGUAGUGUUCCUGAUGUGCUGGUUGCCUUACCACAUCAUCAUGUUCCUGUUGAUCAUAGAUGACAUUAACCCCUUCCUCUUGAGCUGCAACACGGUGGAGGUGCUCUAUUUCUCCUACACCGUGGUGCAGGGCGUGUCCUUCUUCCACUGCAUCGCCAACCCAAUUCUCUACAACUUUCUCAGCAAAAGCUUCCGUAACAAUCUGAUCAACACAGUGAUGACCUACUUACCCAAAGAGGGAAUGUUGGAGCAGGUGGGAGGAGGAGCCCAGCCUAAUGCUGCCAACGGUGGGGGAGCAGAGCUCGGGAAGCAGCGCAAGCUCAGUAACACCAGCACCAGCCAGUCUGACCUUGGAUCAUAAGUAGAGUUUGUUCCACAGAAACACGAAUGUGUCGUAAGCAGCGGAUGAUG